Messenger RNA from Musca domestica (house fly), 2236 nucleotides. RefSeq names its product phosphatidylinositol-binding clathrin assembly protein LAP. The record is from RefSeq and is a predicted model, not a curated record. Gene Ontology annotation, molecular function: phosphatidylinositol-4,5-bisphosphate binding; clathrin heavy chain binding; SNARE binding. Gene Ontology annotation, cellular component: extrinsic component of presynaptic endocytic zone membrane; synaptic vesicle; clathrin-coated pit. Gene Ontology annotation, biological process: clathrin coat assembly; clathrin-dependent endocytosis; synaptic vesicle budding from presynaptic endocytic zone membrane. NCBI's taxonomy places the organism in Eukaryota, Metazoa, Arthropoda, Insecta, Diptera, Muscidae.
UGAUUUACAAUUGAAAAAUCCGAAUCGAAUGAGAAAGAACUAGGCAAGGGAAGAAAAAAUACAUAAAAAUCCAACUAAAACGGGCAGAAAAGUCAAAGAAAAUAUAUAAAUUUUCCAAGAAGGAAAAAAAUUAAGUUUAUACAAAAAAAUUGAUGGUAAUUAAAGCUGGUACUUUCAUUACUUGACAAAAAACCACGGAAUUAGAAAAAGAAGACAAAUUAAUUACAAAUUGUCACAAUUGCAUCAAAAGAAAUCAAUUGCCUCAUUCUCUCGCGCCUUUUUGCUGCUCUCUCUCUCUCUCUCUAACACAAAUAACAACUGUUGGCUGUCACAAGAAUUAACGCAUUACAAAACGGAAUAAUUUCAACAAAAAAACCAAGACAAGGCCAAUCAAACAAUCAAGAAAAAAAGAAAAACUAAAAUUAAUUUUUGGUUAAUUUUAUUAAUUGUGCAUUAAACGCCGCAAAACAAAAAACCACAAGUCAUCAUCAUGUCUAUGGCCGGACAAACAAUCAACGACAGAUUACUGGCUGCCAGGCACAGUUUGGCCGGUCAAGGUUUGGCCAAAUCGGUAUGCAAGGCCACAACGGAAGAGUGCAUUGGUCCCAAGAAGAAACAUUUAGAUUAUCUAGUACACUGUACAAAUGAACCCAAUGUCUCAAUACCACAUCUGGCCAAUUUACUUAUCGAGCGCUCACAGAAUACCCAUUGGGUGGUGGUGUACAAGGCGCUAAUAACCACACAUCAUCUGAUGGCAUAUGGAAAUGAGCGUUUCAUGCAGUAUUUGGCAUCAUCGAAUUCCACAUUUAAUCUAAGUAAUUUUCUGGAUAAGGGAGGUGUACAAGAUGGUGGUAUGUCGGUACCCGGUGGCAGAAUGGGUUAUGACAUGUCACCCUUUAUCCGACGCUAUGCCAAAUAUUUAAACGAGAAAUCCUUGUCCUAUCGUGCAAUGGCUUUUGAUUUUUGCAAAGUCAAAAGGGGCAAAGAGGAGGGCUCGUUGCGCACCAUGCAUGCCGAUAAAUUAUUGAAAACCUUGCCCGUGCUACAAGCCCAAUUGGAUGCCCUAUUGGAAUUCGAUUGCCAGUCAAGUGAUUUAACAAAUGGUGUCAUCAACAUGUCCUUUAUGCUAUUAUUCCGUGAUCUCAUUCGUCUAUUCGCCUGUUACAAUGAUGGUAUUAUUAAUCUAUUGGAGAAAUAUUUCGAUAUGAACAAGAAACAGGCCCGCGAUGCCUUGGAUUUGUAUAAAAAGUUUUUGGUGCGCAUGGAUCGUGUGGGGGAGUUCCUCAAAGUUGCUGAGAAUGUCGGCAUCGACAAGGGCGACAUACCAGAUUUAACAAAGGCACCCAGUUCCCUGUUGGAUGCAUUGGAACAACAUUUGGCUGCGCUAGAGGGUCGCAAAGUUUCGGCUGCCAACACGCCCACACAGUCGGCAAGCACUUCAUUUGGUACAGCUGCAGCUUCGAGUAAAUUCGAUACCACCAAUGGCAUUGAUGAGCAAUUGAAGGCCCAGGCCUUGGCCGAUGAGGAGGCAGCCAUGAAUCAGUACAAGUCUAAAGUCUCUUCGCCAACCAGCGGCGGUGCUGCUGCUGCUAACGCUGCAUUAACAAAUCCAUUCUUAUCGUCACCACCAGCUACCCAGGCUAGUGCACCGAUAGUUGAUUUGUUUGGUGCCGCCUCAGCCCAGCCAGCCAAUGCUGGCUCCACCGCCGCCGCUGGUGCUACCAAAGCUUCGGAUGAUCUACUCCAGUUGGGCAAUCCAUUUGCCGAUAUGUUUGAUGCUCCCUUGGGUGCUGGAACGGCUGGUGUUGCAACAGGUGCUAAUCAAAAUUCAAAUAAUAUUUGGAUGAACAAUAAUGGUUUCAAUGGUCUCAGUACCUUCGGUGCUGCCAAUGCAUUUGUUUCGGACAGCAAUUUCUCAUCGGUAUUUGGUAAUACUGAGCCAGCCGCAACUGGAGCAGCAUUAGCAAAUCCUUUUUUUGAUUCAAUGGAACCCCAAAAUUUAUUCAAUGAGCCAAACACAACUUCGAAUCCAUCAUCUCUGUUGUUAGCCUCCUCAUCGAUAACAGCAUCGUCGUCGUCGACGUCAUCAUUGGCCAACAAUUUCAAUUCCAAUCCGUUGCAACCAACAAAUCAAACAAAUUUCUUUAUGGCAGCUGGAGCUACUCCGCCAACGCCAGCGGUGAUGGCGGCGAAUUCAGCCCAGCCCAUCACCACCACCUUCAUUGCCACCAGGUGA